AAGAUGGCACCGGUGGAGCACGUUGUAGCUGAUGCUGGAGCUUUCCUGCGGGACGCGCCCCUGCAGGACAUCGGGAAGAACAUCUAUACUAUCCGGGAGGUGGUCAGCGAGAUUCGGGACAAGGCCACGCGCAGGCGGCUCGCCGUCUUGCCCUACGACCUGCAUUUCAAGGAGCCCUUCCCGGAGUAUGUACGGCUGGUGACUGAGUUUUCAAAGAAAACCGGAGACUACCCCAGCCUCUCUGCCACAGACAUCCAAGUGCUGGCACUCACCUACCAGUUGGAAGCAGAGUUUGUUGGGGUGUCCCACCUAAAACAAGAACCAGAAAAGGUUAAAGUAAGCUCAUGGGCUCACCAUCCAGAAACUCCUCUUCUCAUUUCUGGUUUCCAUCUGCCCUCAGAGCCUAAAGCCCCACGAGAAACAGUAACCCAUGGACACCCAGGCAGUGAUCCUGAGAACCUAGAAUUCAGUUCCUUUGUGUUCUGGAGAAACCCUUUGCCUAAUAUUGAUUCUGAACUCCAGGAGCUGCUGCUUGACAGAGGUGAGAGUGUUCCAGGUGAGGAGGAGGAAGAAGAGAGUGGAUUUGAAGAAAGGGAAGAUGAAGAUAGUGAUGACGAGGGUGGGUGGAUAACCCCCAGCAACAUUAAGAAGAUUCAGCAGGAGUUUGACCAGUGCCACAUCCCAGACAACGUGCAGGUUGGCUGCGUGACAACAGACUUUGCCAUGCAGAACGUGCUGCUGCAGAUGGGGCUGCAUGUGCUGGCGGUGAACGGCAUGCUGAUCCGAGAGGCCCGGAGCUACAUCCUGCGCUGCCAUGGCUGCUUCAAGACAACAUCUGACAUGAACCGAGUAUUCUGUUCCCAUUGUGGAAACAAGACCCUAAAGAAAGUGUCCGUGACAGUCAGUGACAAUGGCACCCUCCAUAUGCACUUUUCCCGUAACCCUAAGGUGCUGAACCCUCGAGGCCUCCGGUAUUCACUUCCCACUCCCAAGGGGGGCAAAUAUGCCAUCAACCCUCAUUUGACUGAGGACCAGCGCUUCCCUCAGCUGCGACUCUCCCGAAAGGCCAGGCAGAAAACCAACGUGUUUGCCCCUGACUACAUAGCUGGGGUCUCUCCCUUUGCCGAGAAUGACAUUUGCAGCCGGUCAGCUGCCUUGCAGAUCCGAGAUAGCACGUUCGGGGCCGGGAGGAGGCGGUUAAAUCCCAAUGCUUCCAGAAAGAAGUUUGUGAAGAAAAGGUGA
Orycteropus afer afer is the source of this 1242-nucleotide messenger RNA. It is a transcript of the gene NOB1, whose product is annotated as NIN1 (RPN12) binding protein 1 homolog. NCBI's taxonomy places the organism in Eukaryota, Metazoa, Chordata, Mammalia, Tubulidentata, Orycteropodidae. The record is from RefSeq and is a predicted model, not a curated record. Gene Ontology annotation, biological process: maturation of SSU-rRNA; ribosomal small subunit biogenesis. Gene Ontology annotation, molecular function: RNA endonuclease activity. Gene Ontology annotation, cellular component: preribosome, small subunit precursor.